Notothenia coriiceps (black rockcod) is the source of this 1981-nucleotide messenger RNA. Its product is annotated as F-box only protein 33-like. The record is from RefSeq and is a predicted model, not a curated record. Gene Ontology annotation, biological process: positive regulation of protein ubiquitination. NCBI's taxonomy places the organism in Eukaryota, Metazoa, Chordata, Actinopteri, Perciformes, Nototheniidae. The coding region runs from base 370 to 1152 and encodes 260 amino acids. The transcript has 3 exons.
UCUAGAGCAGAACACACAGCAUUUCAAUUGCCUUUCCUCUUAUUAUCGCAUCAGUAUUUCCUAUUCAUAGCAGCCAGUGAGGGUUUGUUUUGCAGCUCUGUGGUAGUGAGGUGGGUGGCAUCACAUGAACAUAUCAUGUUGAUUCAUAUGUUCUGCUUUGUAGGACUACCCGCACAUAUUUCACUUGGCACAAAUAUAUAGUGACCCUUUUUUUAAUUCUUCAUCUACAAGGUUUACCUGGAGAUUCAGAUUUUCUUUUAUUUGGGCAUAUACUGCUUUUAUGGUGUCAAGAAGCUGUAAUCCAGUUGCUAAAGUGAGUAUGAGCUAAUUCCCCUCCCCUGUGCUCUCUGCAGAAUCCAGCAGUUGUUCAUGGAGCUGCUGUCUAACAGCAGGCAGCUGAGGUGGUUGUCCUGUAGCUUCAUGCUGGGUCUGGUGACUCCCUGCUCCUUCGCCUGUCUGUCAAACCCCUCAGCUGAGACCCUGCGACACCUCAGCCUACUGGACCACCAGCUAGGUCCCCUCAUCUCACCCUCAGAGUUGAGUCGUCUGUCUAAUCUUCGUUCUCUGGCUCUGGAUUUCUCCGAUUUGACGUCCGAACUCUGCGCUCUGCUAGCAUCUCCGCGCCGAAUUCCACUGCACCGCCUGUCCCUGCUGCUCAACGGCGCUGCCCUGGAGUUCAAACCGCUGGAAGGGACCGCUACGGAGGAAGAUUGGAAAUCCCUGGUUCGUUCGAGCACCAACUUGCGAGUGUACCUCAUGGCCCUGGAGGUCGACAGCUCCGAGCUCCUCCGAGUCCUGAAGCCCAGCCUCCCUCUCGAGCGCCUCCACCUGGACAGUUACAGCACACUGGUGACCGACGGCACCUUGGAGCUCAUCACUCAGCAGUACAAAAAAACACUGACGCACUUCCUGCUCCUGAGGGACGACCCCGACUUCCCCGACCUCAGCAUCAAUCGGAACGAAGACCCCUUGGUCCUGUUGGCAUGGAGAUGCACUCAGCUGGCUGUACUGGUGAUACAUGGUGAGUUUGGCUUGUUUUACAGGAAGUCCCUGAAUCCACAUAGUGUUUCAAUUUCGAGAGCCUUUGUCUUUUUUGCGCGAAGCAACUUCCAGAAAAAGAGUUGCUUCACCUUUUUUGUGCGCCCGCCAUGAGCCCUUCCAGUUAAAAAUAUUUAAACAUACCACCAGAAGCUGCUUACAGCUGUGUUUUUUGGAUGGAAAAUAUCAUUACAAAGAGUGAAAAUGAAAUCUCUUUUAGUGUAUUGGCUGGUAUGAGCUGGAUGUUGCUGUCAGACUGAAGCUUGAGAGCAAGAAUCUUUUUGGUUGGUGCUUAUGAGGUAAAAAAUAAAGCUAGAUAAACGGCAAGGCUGCAAAUGUAGGCUGUCAUUCAACAAGUGAUAGUUUGUUGUCAUAUAGAUUUCAUAGAAAAAUUAAAUAAAGCUUUUCAUAUUUAUUUUUUAUUCAAGUGUUUUCUUGGCCUACUGUACGUCAGUGAUUAUAGUGUUUUUUUAAAGGUAUUUCAGUCACACAACAAAAUCAAAUGCGCUAAUGGGGGCAGCUGUAGACUAGAAACUCCUGUGUUCCGCAAGGUAAAAAUGACUGUUUUGUGGUUUGUGACUGGAGUUUAGGGAACACCUUCAGGUCCUGACAGCUAGGUAAAGUAGUAAAACAUUUCAAAAAAUAGCUAACACUUAUUUACUAUCGAUCUUUUUGGGACGGGUUGAAUUCUAUAUAUUUACCAAAAUCAAUGUAUUGCUGCAUUAUCAUAGAGUUAGAGUUGGAAGCAGUUAUAUAAAGGUAAAAAGUUGCAUAAUGUUGCUAUAAACAGGGUUCGUAUGGGUGCUGGAAAUCCUUGAAAAUACUUGAAAUUGUACGAGGUGUUUUCAAGGUUUGAAAAGUGCUUGAAUUUUGGGAAUGGUGCUUGAAUUUGGGAUAAAGUGCUUGAAAUUGUAAAUGCUUUACUUCGCUUUUAAGAUUAAAA